This is a messenger RNA of Dendronephthya gigantea, 6554 nucleotides long. RefSeq names its product axin-1-like. Gene Ontology annotation, biological process: negative regulation of canonical Wnt signaling pathway. NCBI's taxonomy places the organism in Eukaryota, Metazoa, Cnidaria, Anthozoa, Malacalcyonacea, Nephtheidae. The record is from RefSeq and is a predicted model, not a curated record. The transcript has 7 exons. The coding region runs from base 3754 to 5994 and encodes 746 amino acids.
CUCAAGUGCGCCUAAUUCGUUUGAAUUAAGCCGUCGAUGUGGCAUAUGAUCUAUUAAAUCUCCAUCAUGCACAGUUGGUAAAUCGCUUAGGCAGCAAGCCCACACGCCAGCGCGCAUAGUUUCGGCGAAGUGGCACACCAUUGUUUUGCAUCGUGCCCGUAAUGAGCGCAAUGACCGCGCGCCGAUAUUAAUAUUGUGUAAAAAUAAUGAGCAUAAAUAUAAUUUGGUUUACGGGGUGUAAAAGCUGGGUCAAUAAUCUCGCCUUUGGCCUUUCGCUUUGAAUUGGCCCGAUAAGAACGUUUGCGAUAUUAUAAUUGCGACAAUCGGGCAACCGAACAAGUGCCAUGACACUCGUAGUUAAUAUUCAGUGUUGGGCCUGUACAAGACCGCGUUGUUUGACUUAGUCAUAAGCCGUGAACGAUUUCAUAAAGAUUACAAAAUGAAGCCGAAUCGCAAAGUAACCACUGAUUAGCGAACAAAGCCCCCCCGUGAUAUGACAAAUUACCGCCGUUAUAUUGGAGGAAAGUCGGGCCCUCUCUGCCAUGGUUGGUCUUAGCUGAACACCGGUGUACGGCUUCUUUGUAUCAAUUUAGUAAUGUGAGAAGCCGAUGGUUCGUCACCCGCGCCCAGACGUGAUAAUCACAGGAAACGUGCGAGGAGACUGGAGGAGGCUGUGUUGUUUUUGAUGUGAACAUGCUGAUUAUUAAAUCUAUGUAACAUUAACGAGCCGAACUAUUUAGGCUAAUGGAAAUAUCGGCUUCAUAAUUUUCCCCGGACUCCGAAUGUCCGUGAAAAAUUGUGGUGCAAAAUAUGCGCGCUUCAAAAAAAACAUGUCCCCGAUCUGUGCGGAAGUUUCCGUAAAUUUGGAACAAAAAACGAUUGCUUUCGAAGAAAGUUGGAAUUCUAAUUAGAAUUCGAACAUUCAUGCAAUUGGAAUUCCAAAAAAGUAAUGUAUCAAGGCUGGGGUUCGAUCUAGAAUUCCACCUUGUCUCUACUAUUUUAUGUGCGAGAACUUUGCAGAAACACAAAUCAUUCGCAAGUUUUUGUAAAUUCCUUUUUAGAGGUCAUGUCUUUCUCAGUUUUAAGAAAACUUGCCUAAGGCUCUGGUUUAAAAUAGUAAAAUGCCGGAUAUUCAUAAAAAAAUGUAAGGUGAUGACUAUUUCUAAAAUUAUUACUAUUUCCUCGCAUCUCUUCAUGGUAGCUACUGUUAUUUGAUGCAUUGGGCAGUAGGAUAGACAAAAUAUGUGUUUGAGUGACAUGGGAAAGGUAACUUCAGACAUUUUUUCUUCAUUUAUUUAUCCCAUCCUAGACGUGACUUGGUACUAACAUAUUUCCUCCUUGAGCCGGUUGCAAAUAAGCAAUGAAGUUGUCUCCAGAAAGACUACCCCUACUUUGGGGUCAAUAUAAGACAAGAUUGGGGGCUUCAUAGAUGUUUAUCCUCUAUAUAUAACUAUGUAGAUUUCUAUCGAAAAUAAAAAACAGGCACUAAAAGAGCGUUGUUACAAAAAGACGCAGAUUUCAUUUCUGAUAACUUCUAUUUUGUAUAGUAUCAGCCUUGCCCUUGUCUGAAUUCUUUUUUUCUAGUCCCAUAAUAAGUGUAUACCUAAACGUCCGGUAAAGUUAUGACCGUUUUUAAAUAUGUAAAUAUAGUCUGUUCUCUUUGAGUUAUAAGUUCAGUGAAUGUCGACAUUAUUUAUGUUGAGUGUUUUCCCAAGGAAUCCGACUAUUUGUGCAGUGUUAAAAAAAAUUAUCAGGGGGAAGAACGCUUUUUUUGGUCUUAAAGUUGCUUUGCAGCUCAAUAGGACGCCCUUCAACGAGGGCGUCGGUUCCUUGUGGAUAUUGUUACGCGGCAUGUAUUGAUCUCAGAAUGUCAACAGUCUUGAAGGUUUUUGAGAGGAUCAACUUAUCUUCCUUGUAUUCUCAAAGUCUAUAACCUUAAGAGUUUUAUUAAUAUACGCCAUUUCGAAAGAAUAGCUUUGCUGACGUAAUGUGAAGAGAAUUCCAUUCUUUUCACAAUUUAUUUGCCUCACCUGGCAAGAUGGCGUCGCCCAGGACAAAAUAGCGCAUUCUAUCGCCAAGGCCUGGAAAAUAUCGGAGAAAAAUACGCGCGAAAAGUGAUAACAUUGGCAUUUUGCCUUGACCUAAUGAUUAUAAAUGUUUCAAAGAAACUGGCACCCUAUAUCCUGAGAUGGCGUAUAAGGAUAGUGUCUCCAAAUAUUUUGAGCAGUUGGGUUUCGAAAAAAAUGCGCCCAAUAUUUGAAAUUCUGAUACAAGUGUGAAGUGUCAAACUUCUCGCAGGUUAAUCCAGGCCAAACUUUAAAACAUUCUCAGUUGAAAUGGGUAUACCCGGGUUUGAAGCGUGCCAGAUAACAUCGGUUUAAAAUCAAUUCGACCUUUCGAGUGGACCACUUGUGACGUGUCUCUGCCGAUGACUGAUCACGAAUGAUAAGAAAUGGAAACGAAACCAAAUGAGUUUCCCCCAAACGUGGCGGUAUGGUUUGGGAUGUUUUCCGCUGUUGUCCUAGCCCAUAUCAUCCUAAAGUAAUACUUUUUUCUUUCGUCCCAAAAGCUUAUUUCAAACAUUUUUAGAGUAUAAGGAACUAAUUUUCUUCCUUGAUUUCGAAAGGAAGCACAAAGUUGAUAACAAUACAAAAGAUAUAAAAAUUGGCUCGAUCGUUUGCGGAAAUCAUAGAAAAGAUAAAAAUGUAUCAAAUAUUAAUUCGAGCAUGAAAUCGAACAAAAAAUAGAAUUCGAAUUCAUGUGGAACUUGUUGUGUUGUUCGAACGCCAUUUAUUGGCUUUCAUCAAGUCUCCCCGGUGCAUAAUUUACGCAUCAAUUUCGACAGGUAGACAAAACCUUGCAGGCACAACGCCGAUAUGGCGUUAUAUUUGCGGCGAAGCAGUGAAGCUGUUUAAUUUUUUCGGUUUUAUUUCGAAUUAACUUAUACCAACAGGCCUGAAUACAUCCCAUGGUUGCUGAUGAGCUCGGGAAAUCUUUGAGCAAGCCGCGGCUAGUAGGAAGCAUAAUUAGGCAGAAUCGCGUUGACCAAUGGAAGGCAAACAGGGCCAUAGCCGACAAACUAUAAGCUUUAUCACAGCUGCUUUUAAUUAUGUGGAAUCAUCAGCAUGUGUGAAAGUUCGAACCACGUGGAACAGAUCGAACAGUAGCGAGCUGCGCUCUGAUUGGUGCGGUGUUUUGACGUAUUAUCUGCCUCGAUUGAUCGAACUAACACCGCCUCUUUAAGGUCGGCACGCUUUGAACUAGUACCGCCAAAGGCAACUCGCAAAGUUUCAACAAUUCUGACCUAAACGCCCACCAGUCAGAAGCGAUUGCCGAAGAUUCGAUGUGUAUAAGCGCUGUGUUAUUCGGAGGUCUAACAGCCAAUGUUCGGCGGUGGUUCGUCUGGUUAGGACAAACCUCAAUAGACACCGUUAAGAAUAAUAAUCCUGAGCUCCUGAUAAUUCUCUCAUCUCGGCAGUUAACGUGAAGCACUCUCGAUCUUAUGUUUAUAAAAUAUUUGCUUUGAACGCAAAGCGGUCUCGCUUUUGAUCUAGCUGAAAGAAAGCACCGAGCCUGUCUGAACACUUUAGUUUAUCGGCGCAGCGCUUUGGGAACGGAGUUGUUUGUGAAUCAGCCGUGCUUGGACGUCUAUCGCACACGGAUUUUAGCCGAGGAUUUAUAUGUAUUGAUCCCAAUACUGACCUCUCUCGGGUACAUGUGAAUUUUCUAUUGAUAUUUAAAAGAAGCUAUACAAUGUCUUCUGACUCUGCCGUCAACAUGACUGGCUCGCGACCAGCACCGCCUGGGCAGGAUUCGGAUUCUAGCGUCAGUUUUGACUCUACGAAGAUUCAAAGUUACUCGGCCAUUCCUAGAAAACCUUCGAGUAAAGAAUCCAUGGGAAAUAUCGAUGUUUACACCGACGAAAGUCAUAUAGCACCACUGGGAUUUGAGCCCGAGGGAAGUGCUACAAAGCCCACAUUUUGCGAAGGGAAUUCGUCGCUUUUGGACUUUAUUUCGGAUCGAAAUGGUUACUCAUUGUUUAGGAAAUAUCUACAGGAACAGAAUCAAGAGUCUUUACUCGACUUUUGGCAGGCGUGCGUGAAAUUCAAGCGCUUGGCAAACACGGGGUCAAAUUUAGCUACACCAACAGCUAACUCAAAUUAUAAUAACUACAUGCACUCAAAUCAUCUAUGCGCUGGCAUUUUACAAGACGUGAUUCGCGCCAAGGUGAAACACUCGCUUAGCACAAGACAGCCUUUGAGUGAGACCCUAUUCGACCACGCUCAAGAUUGUAUACUACAAUAUAUGAACGAUUUCCACUACGGGAAAUUCCUAUGUUCGGACAUCUACACGCAUUCAGAUGUUUCAAAGGCAAUCCUGUUGAAAGAUCGGGUUUCAAGCAAGAAUGUUCCUCGGUUUAUAAGCAAGGGAUUGCCUACUUUGCCAGAGGAAUCUGUCUACGAACAGCAUUCAGGGAAUUGGCCUUCUAUCGAUGUAAAUUCCAGAUCAGUAGGACGGUCAGUCGACGAACCUGACGGGUAUGUGCCAAUUAAUCUUAACCUAACCAAGGCUGCCUUAGCUGGAAUGUUUCAACAGCCAGCCCCACCAGUAGUUAGUGUGAAUCAUUCUGAUGUGCAAAGCCUGUCAAGUGAUGCCCUUACGGAUGACACAAAAUCUACAGUAACCGACUUCAGUGACUUGACUGCAAAGUCAAGUGAUAAAAGACAGACUUUUCAAGAUGGAUUUGUACCUAGAACGAAGAAACUUCCAAAGGCCAGAAAACAAUUGGCACCCGAAGAAUUCGCAAAGAUUUUGAUUGAAAAGUUGGAGAAGGUUGUUUUCGAACGAGAGCAGGCAGAGAGAACUGCUAUUAAUUUAGCAAGCUUGCCUUUUGAUCAUUUACGUGAGAACAAAAAAUCAAAAUCGAUUUUGGAAGAUGCUGCUGAGAGACACCAUCAGUACCAACAAUUUGGAAGGUUAGGAUUACUACCCCCAAAGUUCCAAGAACCAUGCUAUCCUAUUCAUCCGAACAGUAUACCCUCCUACGCUAUGCCUGGGUUUGUUGAACAUCAGGGAAUGUCCAGUUAUUACCCGGCAUCAGUGGAUGGUAGUCACAAUGGCAAUCCAACUUGGCAUAAGCCAGAACAUGCAGUGGAGAAAAGGCAAUGUGCUGCUGUGCCUUUGGGAAAUAAUAAAAAACAAUGGGAAAGUCUAGGAACUAUCGAGUCUGCCCCAGACAGUGGGGUUAGCAUUGAGGAAGAACUUGGUUUGCAUCCGGAUGCACGAAACAGAAUCUUGGAGUGGAUGGAACACAGUGAAAAAGAAGCCCAACUUUUACAACAGGAAAAUUUUAAUAAGCCAAGGACAAAGCAAUCAUAUAAUAAUCCUUCAGUAUCUGGCCCAAUGCACUUAGCACCGGUUGCCCAGGAUCCUCUGAUGCCACCCCUGGGGCCACCUGAUUCAAGGAAUACCAUUGAGGAAGUUCGGCGAAGACUGAAACAGAAAAAUGUUCGAGAAAAAAGAAAUAAAACAAGUAAAAAUAGAACUGGAUAUCUAAGUAGCAAAUCUUCUCACGGGACUUGUCCCCAGUUUUCGGGCGAUUUAAAUAAUGACUGUUCAACCGCUGUCGUUCCUGUGGAUGUUCAUCCAGCAGCAAUGUACAGCUCAUCGUCGGUUCUUUCGUCUAUCCCAUCAACGGUGAACAGUAAAGACAGCGGUCUCGGUCAUCCAUCAAAAAGUACCAAAACUCAAGAGGGUACCAAGGUUAUCUACUAUCUUGAUGGAGAGGAUUACCCGUAUCAAUCCACGCUGCAGGACAAAACUGUUCGCUUGAAACAAUUUAAGGAACUGAUUCCGUUCAAGAAGAGAAAUUAUAGGUAUUUCUUUAAAAACAGAACCGAAGAGGAAGAUUGUUGGGUGUAUGAAGAAAUUCUCGACGAUGAAGCGGUGUUACCGCGCCAUGGCAGCAAAAUAAUUUGCAAAGUACAUCAAUAAAAUAUAUAUUUAGUCAAAUAGUUAUUAAAAUACAGGAAGAAUGUUGGCUUGAAGAGAAGAAAGAGUGCGUUUGUAGAAUUUAAAUCAAGUCUGUCAAUACCUAACAUAAUUUCGCGAAGAAUUCAGCUAAGUUUUGAAUAAAUCUGGCCAACUGCAAAGUGGAACAGUGUAAACAUUGAUUAGAAAAGAAAAUUAAAAUAUGAAUGAAAAGAUUUAGAAAGAAGAAUUGGUUUGUCGGUCGCAUACAUUGCGAUGUUGGACGGUUUGGAUUUAAAUGCAUGUUAGGACGAAAAACAGAUGAAUUCAUUUUUUUGAUUCUUUAUACUUUAUAUUGGCUUUGUCAAAUACCAUGCGCUGAGAUCACAAAUCAGCGACUAUAAUCGUAGCGUCUUCGACCGACUUCGGGCAAUCUUCGACGCGCUGUUUCGUCUCUUCUUACCACAAAUCUGUACAUAGUUUUAUAUAUUGAAACAUGUAAAUUUACGGAAAAUAUUGUAUAGGUAUGCUUGUAAAUAAACAUUCACAAUGAUAAUAUUUUGAAAUAAAUAACACCAUUUUAU